This is a messenger RNA of Aureobasidium namibiae CBS 147.97, 1494 nucleotides long. RefSeq lists its product as uncharacterized. NCBI's taxonomy places the organism in Eukaryota, Fungi, Ascomycota, Dothideomycetes, Dothideales, Saccotheciaceae. The record is from RefSeq and is a predicted model, not a curated record. The transcript has a single exon. The coding region runs from base 1 to 1494 and encodes 497 amino acids. Gene Ontology annotation, biological process: lipid metabolic process.
AUGUCAUCCUUACUGUCUUUCCUUCUUGAUGCGACACCCAGGCCCGGGCUGCAGCCUGUGCCGAACACAAAGCCCUUGACCUUCGAAGCUGCUGUCCUUCCACCAAUAAUAUAUUUUCUUGCGCUACUCUUCUUACCACCUCCUCCGCCGCGAUCCAUCGAUAGCGCUGCGGUCAAGUUGCUUCGUAAUGCGCUAGCCUUGCUUGCAGGAGUAUUGUUCUUUCGACUUCCACUAGCCUACUACGUCCCGCAAAGCAUCGGGCUCAACUACCAACUCGCUCUUGUUGGUCUCUAUGGCGGAUGCAGAGUUCUGGAUGCUUUCUUCAUCAGUCCCUAUGGAUUUGGACACAUCCCUCGUCGCGUUCGUUACAAGCACAUAUCUCGAGUGCACACGCCCGCGUUAGUUGGAAGCGACAACGAACCUCAAGAGCCAGCUAAAGAUGCGGCACAAGCCAAUGGCGAGAAGCCGUCCGUCACUGAUGCUGUUUCUGAUGCUGCUACUCAUGCCCGUCGCGGGUCACUAGCCGACUCAUACUUCGUGCUCGAGAAGAAACUGUCUAACCUCAGCGAGAUGAAGCCAGUUUACGAGCUGGCAACAAGCGAAGAAGGUUGGCCGGUCAACUUCUUGGAUCGUGCUUCUUGGGCUCUUGAGCUCGAGACCAGCAUGCGUGGUAUUGGCUUUACCUGGACAACAGCUGACGUACGACACACUCGCAAGACGUGGUUGCCGACUGCCACAAACCGUCUGCAUUCCAUCUUUCUCCACGUUGGCCCCGUUCUGGCCGUCUGCUUUGUUAUCAUCCGGACCACUUAUGUGAGAUACCUCGAAGGAUCACCGCAAGUUGAGCUCGGCAUUCACACAGAAAAUCUGUUCGACACUCGACUACCUCUUUGGCUUCAGCUUCUAUUGACUGCAGCUCUUGGUGCUUUUCUUAUGGCUGCAUUCUCUGUAGCACACUCCAUGGCUGCUAUAUUGCUCAGUCCUCUAGCACCUUCACCACUCGCCUACUUCCCGCCUCUCUACAGCACCCGCAUUUGGGACAUCAAGUCUGUGCGAGGGUUCUGGUCAUACGGUUGGCACAGAUUGUUCGCUCGAUUGCUCCUGGUGUAUGGCGUCUGGCCCGGAGAGUGGAUUGAAAGGAAGCUUACAGGCAAACGAGACGACGCGCCAGCAGAUGUUGGGAAGGUACUUGGCGGGUUCAUUUCUUCUGCCUUUGUCCAUUCAUUUGCAGUUAGAUCCGUGCUUGGUGGCGAGUGGAGUCGUUCUCUCGGCGAAGCAAAGUUCUUCGCUGCUAAUGGAUUCGCUGUAGUAGUGGAGGAUGGUGUUCGACGCCAGGUGCUGGCUUGGAGGAAGAAGAGAGAUCUACCGUUGGAAAUGUGGUAUGAUUCGUACAUUGGCCGAAUCUGGUGGAUUGCUUUCCUCUUAUUCAGUGGCAGAAAUUUUGCACGGGGCUGGGUAAAUGCUGGCCUAGUCAGGGAGAUGGCUGGCAAGUAG